Messenger RNA from Hydra vulgaris (swiftwater hydra), 2147 nucleotides. Its product is annotated as rho GTPase-activating protein 11A. NCBI's taxonomy places the organism in Eukaryota, Metazoa, Cnidaria, Hydrozoa, Anthoathecata, Hydridae. The record is from RefSeq and is a predicted model, not a curated record. Gene Ontology annotation, biological process: signal transduction.
UUUAGAGUUAAUAUUUAUAAUAAUGAAAGAUAUUUUUAGCGUGGAUUUUAGAGAUUCCAUACGAAAAGUAGUACGACAAGAGCUAAAAGAAAAGUUUUCUAUUAAAACAUCAAAAGAUAAACCCAGUAAACUUCGUGAAUUAGAUACUAUAAAAUGUUCUGGAAUAUUUGGCAACGCGCUAGCUCAUGUUCCAUCAAGAAAUAUAAAAGAUGAUGUUCACUUUUCUAUUCCAUUAUUUCUAAUAGAGAGCUUUCAAUACUUGAGUAAACAUUUAAAGGUUGAAGGAAUAUUUCGAAAGUCUGGUUCUGUGGGAAGACAGAAAAUUCUCAGGGAGAUAUUAGAGAAAGAAGGUUCUUGCUGUUCAUGCGAUUUUGUACAAGUACAUGAUAUUGCUGCACUUAUAAAAUCAUUUUUUCGUGAACUUCCAGAUCCUUUGCUCACUUGCCGAUUGACUCCCUCUUUUGUAAAAUGUGUUUCUUUAAACAAUGCAAGUGAUUCCAUAUCUGCAGCAACUCUUUGCUGUUUGUUAUUGCCAGACGUGCAUCUUCGUGUGCUAAAGUAUUUUACACAGUUCAUUACUGAAGUUGCUAAUCAUUCACUUGAAUCAAAAAUGACCUUAACAAAUUUAGCAAUAAUAUUCGCUCCAAAUUUAACUGCAUCUGUUGAAAAAAAUAGUGAAAAAUCUAUGAAAGACAUUACACAAGUAGUUGAUUUAUUAUUUAAAAAUUCUCAUCUGAUUGGAAUGGUUCCUGAUGCUUUGUUCAAUAAAGCUAUAACAUUAAAUAAUGAAGGAGGGUUUUGUAGUUCAUCUGCAGACGAGCUUGAUGAAAACAAUUGUGACAUUCGUGGCAGAACUUUAUACAAGUCAACUAAAAAAAGAGAGAGAAGUAAAUCAAUUAAAGGUUUUAUUCGACGUAAUUUUAAGCAAAAUGAAAACUCUCCAGCAAAGCAUUUACGUUCUAACAGUCAAAAGGUUUCAUCUGCUGGUCCUAUCAAAGCAGGUUCUUUAAAGAAAAGAAACUCAGCUGACGAUAUAUCAGUAAAUAGUAAAAGCAAUCUUCAAAGUCUUACAAAGCCUAAUGGAAAGUCAGUGAAACGAAGGAGCAGUUGCAAAGGUGGUAUGAGUCCAGUACGAAAAAGCCCGCGUUUAUCAAAAAAAGCAUAUGAAGUUAUUGAAAUAUCUGCACCUACAUUUAAGUCAAUGUCAAAUCAAGUGGCUGCUACUCCAAGACGUCAUUUACUUCCUGUCCAACCUGAACAAACAACAAAGAAUGAACGUGUACGAGAUAAUGCUACUGUGCUUCCAUCUAAGUUUGAUCUUUCUCAAGUAAAAUCAAAAGAAAUUCGAAGACCUGUUCCUGCUGUGACCAACUCUAGUUUGGCACGAUCAAAAUCCAGCAUUAGUGGUGUUACAUCACAUCAACAUCAUGAGGUUAGGGAUGCAGCUAGAUUAUUACCACAGCCAAAGCUAAGUCGUUCUACUCAAAAACCACAUGUAAGGGUGUCAAGGAGGACUUCGUCUUUGGAAAAAAGGCGUGAGAAAUAUGCCAGGCCUCGGCGCCAGCUACCAAAAACUCCAGACCUUACGAGUUCCAAAAGUUCUAUUGCUAGAGUUGGAUGUAACAUUGCAUUAGUCGCAAGUGAAACAGUUAUGGACUUGAGUGGUACAAGCUCUCUGUCCAGUGAAAGUUCCUCGGCGCCACUUUCUGCAAAAUAUUCGCCAAUAAAUAAAUCAGAUACAGAUCUUUCGAAAAAAACAAAUGACAGAUGGUCAUUGACGCCUGUAAUUCGAACAAUUCGCCGUUCUAUAUCGACAGAUAAUAAAAAGCCUGCAACUCCAUACUCGAUAACACCUCAUGUAAGAGUUAGAAGACCAGUUGUAGACUUUAUUUAAUGUAUUUUUAAAAUACAUAUAUUUUUUUCCUAAAAUCCGUCAACUGCUUCUGGUCAAGUUGCCGAUAGUUUUUUGGUUAAAAUAACAUAGUAGUUUUUAUAACCUAGUGUACGUUUAAAGUUAUUUUUCUUUUCAAUAUUUUCAUCAAAUUGAUGUAGAAAAGUUACACGAAAAUGUUUUAUUAUGGACGAAUUCAUAAUGGAAAAAGGUUGUACAUAUAGUAUAUAAUUUUGAAAUAAAAAUUUUCUUUAUA